UGGAUGACACCCCUCGAAAGUAUAGGAUGCAUUCGUUCGGUAGCUCGUCAGCAUCGCCUCAACUUGGAAUAUUUCCGACCCCGUCAACCAGCAGCACCCAUGAUCGACGUUGGAGUGGAAUACACCAGGAUCGUCAAGAAAUGUUCCUCGACCUCAGGGAUCGCUGUCGAGGGCUCGAAAGGGAAUUGACUGAAGCUCGUCUAGUGGAAGAAUCAAAUCGAUGCAAACGGGACGCAGAAUUGUUGAUUCAUCACGCUGAGAUUGCGCGUCUAAGGGCUCAGUGCGAGGCGUUGGAGGUCGAAAAGGCAGAAUGGAUGAAGCAGAGGAUAAAAUGGCCUGAAGAAAUAUCGCGUCCAUCUACGGAGGAGAACGAAGACGAAGAGGAGCCACGAGAUCCCCCGACAAGCGAGGAGGUUUCUGAACGGGCCAACACGUCGACGAUGAUCGAAACGCAUCGCGAGGAGAUCAUUGGCCUGGUAUUGGAACACGAGAAACAGAUCAACACGUUGAGAAGGGAGCAUGAUGCACAUCUGGAAAGCGUGCGGACGACUCACGAACAGGCUCUUGGGCAACUAAGAAAGGAGAAGGAGGAGUUGAGGACCAAAUUGUCUAUAGUGGAGGGACAGGUGCCUCCGCUACGAGCAGCUGUCCGACGAUAUAAGGAGGGAUUGAAAGAUAUGGGUAGAAUUCUCAAUCUCGACUUGUUCCCGAACAGGGCUAGAGAGAGGAGUCGGCGUCGACAAAGUGAGCCUGAGAGAUCAACUCAACAACCGCCUACUCCCGUAUCGCCGGCGAGGAGUCUCAGCUCGGCCCAGGUGACGACGACAAGUGCGGAAACAGAGCUCGAGGGUGUUGUGAACGAGAGUCCAGCCGAUCCGAAUCAGCGUGUCGUCUUGGAUCAGCCUGUCGUCCUCGAUCAGCCUGUGGCUGUCGCCUUGGAUCAGCCUGUCGUCUUGGAUCAGCCUGUGGCCGUGACUCAAUCGGUAGUUGAGGAUCAGCACGUUGUCGCGGAUCAGCGUAUCGACAUCGAGCAGCCCGCCAUCUCAAAGCCACCUCCCGUGCAGGAGGAGGUCGAGGGGCAAGAAGAAGAAGAAGAAGAGGAGGAUGAGGAGGUCGAGCUUGUGGAGCAUAUCGAGCGAAUCGAGCACGCCGAUAACGUCGAGGCGGACGUGGAGGAUCCAACACCCGAGGAGAUGGCACCCGACAUGCCGAUAGAAUUCGAUCACUCAGACGAGAUGGAGUUACCGAUUGCCACUGUCGCCCCACGUAUCGACAUCGAGAGCGAGAGCGCACAUUUGACGACUAGUCUCACUAGUGACAAUCUCUUAAGAGUUCCCGAGCUUAACCCAAGGACUCGCAGAGCCUCGUCCAUCCUGCGAGAAUCCCUCUUCCCACCAGGCGAGGAAAACGUCAGGCCACCAGACGAUGGGUCUGUCCUGGAACCGGAUUCACCUUGGGUUCAAGCUUCCGAGCCAGAUCCACUGGACGUUAUUGGUGGUGGGGAGGACGACGUGUUGAAUUUACCCGAGCCAAGAUCACCAGACCAAGAACCAGAAGCGAUCGAAGGAGGAGACGAAUUCAGACAACAUCUCUCUACCACUCCGACUUUGCGUCAAACUUCCAAUGCUAGACUCAAAAAUCCAGUCGUUUACUCGCGUCGGGGCCGCACCUCGUCCACCACCAAAGGAUCACCUCUCCAACCUGCCUCGUCUAAGAAAGGAUCCAAGUCGGUGCAGGCGCGUCGGCGUGCCGCCUUGCUGGAGUCUCCCAAAUACGGUCAGGUCAUCGCGGAAUGGAAGGCCAAAAAGGGGCGACGCAAAAGUGGACCGGCAAUCGGAUCCGCAUCUACGGGUACCAAGCAUCGAGUUUCGACGGGCAUGUACGCAAGGCGAGAGAUUGGCAAGCAGAGAAAAUCAUUACCCCUGACACCGAGUGCUGUACCCGAUACACCUCCCGUCACUCGCGUCUCUGCACCUGCUUCUGCUUCUGCACCCCCUUCUGCUUCUGCACCUGCUACUGCUUCUGCAUCAACGGAUAUUCAGAGUCGAGCCGCAAAAGUCACGCAAAGCCUACCUCGAGCGCGAGCCUCAUUCCCGUCCCAGGUUGUCCCUGCUGUCCCUGUUGUUGCCGCCGAAACCCCCAUCCAGGUUUUCCCUCCCGAACCAGUCUUCUCUCCUCCACCUCCACACGAACUCGACAAUACGUUUGAGAUCGAAGCCAUUCUUGACGAAGUCUUUCGAAAAACGUCUAGAGGUCUACGAGUGGCGUAUCUUAUCCAUUGGAAAGGGUAUCCCUUAUCUGAUUCAGGUUGGAUAUGGGGAGAUGAAGUGAAAAAGGAUCAACUUUGGGAUUCGCUCUAUGCUUUGUAUUUGGCGCGAAGGUCGGGCGACGCCAAGAGACAGAGAUAUCAGAGAGGUUUCAAGCCGUGAAGUCGGGGGGAUCAAGACGCAACAACACAGAAGGAAAAAUAAACGCCGCACGCACGGGCCACGACUUUUGGGAAGACUACUGUAUGCAGCAUUCUUUGACCUGGAGCCAAGCGGGACCGGAGUGCUUGCUGGCAAAUGUGGACAGAGUUGUAUCAUAUGUAUCUCACGACCGAUUAUAGCUCAAGCAUGUAUAUAAGGGAUACGGAUCU
This is a messenger RNA of Kockovaella imperatae, 2638 nucleotides long. RefSeq lists its product as hypothetical. Bases 27 to 2429 code for a protein of 800 amino acids. Lineage: Eukaryota; Fungi; Basidiomycota; Tremellomycetes; Tremellales; Cuniculitremaceae. The transcript has a single exon. The record is from RefSeq and is a predicted model, not a curated record.